Molecule: messenger RNA, 1304 nt
Organism: Didymella exigua CBS 183.55
Lineage: Eukaryota; Fungi; Ascomycota; Dothideomycetes; Pleosporales; Didymellaceae
Exons: 2
Coding region: 50-1177 (375 amino acids)
Biological process (GO): anaphase-promoting complex-dependent catabolic process
Cellular component (GO): anaphase-promoting complex
Source: RefSeq, a predicted model, not a curated record
CGCGAUACUUUUUUGUACGAACUCAACUACAGUUCUGAUCGCGGGCACAAUGCUGUCGCUACCACUGAUUGCUCCGCGGGCGGACGCCAGCCUCUGGCCGUCGCACCGCGACACCAAUCCCUUCCCCUCAGAUGAGCCCUCCACCUCCACUCCCAACGCCCCAGCACAUCAACACGCGCAACAGCGGCGCCCCACACACCAAACAUCGGCCCUCCUCGCAACUCUCACUCAAGAUGAGAAUACACUCGAGCAGCGCAAGGCUAACGUGCAGCGCUUUGGCGCCGGCUGGAUUCGCCCACCUGGUGUCGCCAAAACACUGCAAGCGAUCACAGACGAAGAGAUGGAGAAAGCGGAGCAGGAAGCCAUGUCGCGCCGCGAGCAGGUUAUGAUGGAUCUUGCUGCGGCGCAACAGGAGGCUGCCAAUGCAGAAGAGAGACAAGAGCGUGAGGAAAUGGAAGGCGACGGCGAGAUGGGGGAAGAGCGGGAUCUAGACGACGAUGUACCCGAAGCAGAAGCAAGUGCUAGCGAGCUAUCCGCGAGCGAUGUCUCAAGUGACGAGGAAGGAAGUGUGUCCGACACUGAGGAUGGCGCGCGAGAACAGGAAAGCAUACCGUUCAACGAAGACUCAUUCAUCGAAGGAAGCAUGGUCGAGGCAGAAGUCAGCGCCAUGCUGGAGCAAGAAGAGGCAGAGAUGGCAGGCGUGCUGCAGGAUGAGCGAGACCUCGACGACGACAUACCCGAGGCGGGGAGCUAUGAGCACACCGACUCUGAAAUGGAGGACUCGAGCGACGACGAUGCGGCAAGCCGACCGCCAGGCAUGAGCUCUGUAAGGACAACACGCUCGAUGAGGCGCUCCUCCGGCUUCCAAAGUGUGCGGCGCAGCACUGGUCGACGCAGCACUGGGCGGCGUAGCUCGGGCCUUCCAGUUACAGCAGCACCAAGCGUCAGUCAGAACUCGAGGAGCAUCAACUUCAACCAGAGCAUUGGCCGUGGCAUCGAUCUCAGUGCAAGUAUCGGUAACGGGCGCAGCAGCUUUGGCAUCGACGGGAGUAGCUCCAUCCUUGAAGGCAGCUCGUUUCUCAGGAGCUCACCAGCUGCGCAGAGGACGAACCUCAGAGACCAGUUCCUUAGGGCUGCUAGAGGCAGCCGCAGAGGCUGGCAAGAACGCACAGAGUGACGUGCAACGAUUGACGAAAUUAUGAAUGCAUUGUAGAACUACCGGAAGCAUGUAGUACCCAGGAGCCAUCCAAUAUACCCAGCCUCCUACCCCAUACCUAGAAAGAAAUAUAGAAAGACUACCGAGC